CGCACGCACACACACACUUCUGGACCUUUUGGUUGAUUCCACUGUAUCGAUUUCGUUCUUUGCCUUAUGUUUCCAAAUCGGUGAUUUAGGGAAACGCAGCUUCCUGAUCGAAGAUCUGCAUAGGAAAGAGAGGAUCUUGUGUGAACAUUGCCGAUCUAUUUUGUGUGAACAUUGCCGAUCGAUUUUGUGUGAGCAUUGGCACGCGAUUCAAAGCAACCUGGUAAUUGCAGCUUCUUCUGCAUUCCUGAAGUUUGUGAAAAUAAUUGCAGCCUCUUGCUGCAUUGGUGAAAUUUGUCCGGGGAAGCUUUCAUAUUUUGGAACCACAGAUUGGCAUGGGUGACCAAGAUUCUAACACUGCCCGUUCCUCAUCAACAAUGUGGUGUGAUUUUAGUAUCCUUGUGCCUCACUGAUGGAAACUUCAUUGGAAAGAUAAUAAUAUUUUGGAGCAACCUACAUGCGAAUUGGGGGCGCGUUGAGUUUCCCAUGGCUGCACAAGCUCGUGCAAGGCUGCGGAACUUUUCGCGGCAAUUCUGGCCUUUGCUUCGCCAUGCCAUCAGCGAGUGCUGCCUGAUCAUAAUGCUCGUUGCGACCGCCGUGCUGUCAUACAUGGCCACAAGGUUCGCACGCAUGUGCAGGCUCAGAUCACCAUGUAUGCUGUGCUCGAGAUUGGAUCGGUUUCUACUUGGUAAGGCCUGGUUCUCUGAAGAACUGGUUUGUGCUGCGCACAGGCUGGAAAUCUCACGUUUAUCAUAUUGCCAGAGUCACAACAAGCUUGCAUGUUCUGAUGACAUGUGCGAUAAGUGCCUGCUUUCUUGCACUACCUCGGAUGGCAAGCCUAGUAACCUGACAAACUUGAAUGUUAAGGAGAAGGUGAAGUCUCAGUCAAGAUCUAGGCACAAGCAGUUGUGCUCUUGUUGUUCAGUGCGGUUCAAGAAGUCACGGAAUUCACACAAGCUAUCUGAGGUUGCAAAUAGCAGGUUCCCGGGUGAUGAUAUGAGCAAAGUAGGAAGCAUAGCCAUGGCAAGUGUUGGGCAUUCUUCAGAUGACGACUCUGAUCACUUGGCUUUUGAAGGUUACAGAAAACUAAAGGUUGGCCACGAUUCUGAAUCUGAGAUUCACAUCUCAGAUAGUGAUGAUGAUGUUGGCCAUGCAAUACUUCAUGAAGCUAGAGGAGUAGCCGUUGACAUCUCAAGUCGUGAUGUGCAGCUGCAACAAAUGAUAUCCAGUGCCAACGGCUUGUCAAUGCUUCCUUCUGAUAAUACUGUUAUGACGAAGCCCAAGCAACCGCUGAAUACUGCAAGAGAUACUGACAGUCAGUCUAGUGGCACCAAGGUUGCAAAAUCUUUGGAUCGUGCUAUUGGGCAUGGUUUGGAUGAAAUCAACUGGAGCCAAAUCAAUGCAAAUUCAAGUGAUAACAAUAUCCACAUGCAACCGAAGGCUAUGCCUGAACAAGCUUGUACAGAGCAUCCAAAAGAGAAAACUUUUCUUGUUGGUAUCGAGGAAGUCGGCGAUUCUUUUGAGGGUGUUCCGGGAAGCCCUGAUGAGGAAGUUAUGAAUGAUUUUGCUGCUUCUGCAAAUGCUGGAACAAGCUCAAGUGCAGGCACUCAUGUCAACCGCAACAACAGCAUAAAGAAUGCUUCUGGCAGUAGAGGCUACCUUAAAUCUCCUCGUUUAUCUGAAAUAAUCUCCGCUAGAGACACCAAUUCAAAAACAAAUCAAGAGGUGAAGACAUUUCUGUCACAAUUGUCUGCACGAGGCUUUGAUGUCCCUCUCAAUGAGAUGACUACAAGCCCCAGAAUCAGCACACAGAUUGAUGAGUGCAGGCAAUAUGAUGCUACUGGUAUGGCCCCAUUUCUUGAGAGGAACAACUCAAAUCUGGAGCCAUUUGAUGUGAAUGCCACUAGUGAAGAUGAAGGUGAAAGUUCUAUUGAUCGCUUGAAGCAGCAGGCUGAGAUUAACAGGAAAAAAAUGAGUAUGCUUUAUAAGGAGCUCGAGGCAGAACGAAGUGCUUCAGCGGUGGCAGCAAGCGAAGCAAUGGCUAUGAUCAACAGGUUGCAAGAGGAAAAGGCCGGAAUGCACAUGGAAGCACUGCAGUAUCUCCGGAUGAUGGAAGAGCAGGCUGAUCAUGACCAGGAAGCAAUUGAAAAGUUAAACGACUUGCUUACAGAAAGGGAGAAAGAAUUACUUGAUCUGGAAGCUGAACUUGAGGGUUAUCGGAGCAGACUUCAUGAUGAGCCAUUUGAUGUUGGAAAUUUCAAUGCUACUGAUGGAGCUUUAGCAUUUGGAGUCCUGGAUGGCUCAGAUUUCAUGAGGCAUACCAUGUUUGAUUUUGAAGAUGAGAAGGCAAAGAUUUUGGAUUCUUUACACAGAUUGGAGGAAACAAUCGACAUGUCUUCCAUAAAUAGACUUGAUUUGGAUGGCACAAACGAUACUCUGCAGAAUGGGCCAUUGAGAGAUCACCUAGGGAGCAGCAGCCAAUAUCUACAGAACUCGGAGAUGGGGACUUCUCAAAUGCCUCAAGAACACAUGAUUAGUUUAUCAGUUUCUUCUCAACAAAACGAUGAAAAUCAAUAUGUUGAGAACCAAACAAGUUAUCCUUCAUGUUCCCAAUUAGAUGAUGCAAAAAAUUGUUCUCUGACGAGUUUUAAACAUGACAUUUCUCUCCUCAAUACUAGAUUCAAGGCGCUUGAAGCCGAUCAGAAUUUUCUCAAGCAAAUACUAAGUUCUCUUAAUUGCAGCAGUGAUGGAGUGCAAUAUAUCCAGGAGAUUACUAGCCAUUUGAGAGAGCUGCGAAGAAUCAUGGCUGAACAAAGAGACAUGCCAGUGCUAUGAGCUUGAUCACUCUGAAGUUUCUGCCGCUGAGCUGCUACUGUUAGUGCACCAUGUGGCAAACUUCAUGGUUGAAAAAUGCUCCAGCUCGGAGGUUUGAGAAAUGGCAGCAGCAGACGAUCUUCCGGAUGUGAUUUUGUUUGGGAGCACAGAUCAUGCGCGCCUCCUGAACUUUCUGAAUGUGACUUCAAAUUUCGCAGUUUCCAGCAGUGUCUCGGGCGGCUUAGAUAUUUCUUGUACAUUGUCAUCAGGUAGGAGCUAGUUUGUCAGUGUAAUUAAAAUUUCGAGGCCUUGUUGAGAUCAGUUCAGUUAGUAAACCAGCUGGUGA
Molecule: messenger RNA, 3157 nt
Organism: Panicum hallii
Lineage: Eukaryota; Viridiplantae; Streptophyta; Magnoliopsida; Poales; Poaceae
Product: myosin-binding protein 1-like
Exons: 4
Coding region: 484-2832 (782 amino acids)
Molecular function (GO): myosin binding
Source: RefSeq, a predicted model, not a curated record